AUGGAAACACGAAUAGUUUCAAAAUCACAGUCUUUAUCAUCAAUUCCAUUGUCAGAAAGUAUAGUAUUAUCCACACAAGGAAAUAUAACAGAUAAUGUCAUUCCAAUAAAACACAAUAUUCCUCAAACUCUUGUAAAACCAAACAAUUCUAAACAUCAAUCUCGUAUUUUGAAAUUCAAAGUCAAUAUAUCACGUUUAGCCUUACAAUCAGAACUAUCAAUGACACCAGUAUCAUCUCCUUUGCCUAUGUCAUCACCUUUACUUGCUAGCUCUCCAAUUUCGAAUACAAUAGAUAAUGAAAAUACAAUAAAAAAACCAGGAAAAAAAACACGCAUAUCUAGUAACAUAGGCCCUAAAGUUGUUCGAAAAAGAAAAGCAGAAGAAGCAACAGUUAUAGUAAUAAAUGUUGGAGAUACAUCCCAGAAACAUCAGAACUACCAUAAUUUGGCUGCUAGUGGACAAAAGACUAUAUCAGCACCCUUACUUCCAUCUAAAUUAGGACCCAAAGCCAAUACUGGUGCAAUAAAUGCAGGAUUAAGAGCAUUAGAUCGUACAGGCAAACCAUGUAGAAAAUGGAGCAAAAAAAAAAUAACUAUAGACUGCAUAAGUGGAAUAAAAUGGGAAAUCAAUGGAUGGAAAGAUGAUUCAGCAUUAUAA
Pneumocystis jirovecii RU7 is the source of this 657-nucleotide messenger RNA. RefSeq lists its product as uncharacterized. Gene Ontology annotation, biological process: chromatin remodeling. Lineage: Eukaryota; Fungi; Ascomycota; Pneumocystomycetes; Pneumocystales; Pneumocystaceae. Gene Ontology annotation, cellular component: Ino80 complex. The transcript has 2 exons. The coding region runs from base 1 to 657 and encodes 218 amino acids. The record is from RefSeq and is a predicted model, not a curated record.